Molecule: messenger RNA, 2131 nt
Organism: Erinaceus europaeus (western European hedgehog)
Lineage: Eukaryota; Metazoa; Chordata; Mammalia; Eulipotyphla; Erinaceidae
Gene: ADCK5
Product: aarF domain containing kinase 5
Exons: 14
Coding region: 31-1926 (631 amino acids)
Source: RefSeq, a predicted model, not a curated record
GCCUGUGGGCUCUAGGGGGCGUGGUCUCCGAUGGGCGGGAUGCCCACGCGCUCCGUCCCCUGUCGCAGGGGCUGCUGGGCCACGCGACGCGGCUUAGACCAGAGCCCAGCGAGCAGCAUCCAGAAGAUGUGGCGACGGUCCCAGAUCUGCCACUUCCACUCCACCCUGCUGCAGAGCCGCCUGAAGCCCUGGCCAGCACCUACCGUGUUCUUCAGGCGAACACUGACAGGCCCACCCCUGAGAUGGUCCUCCAGACCCAAGCCCCUGUGGAAGAAGAUGCUUUCUGUCACAGCACUGGGGGUGCCUCUGUUUCUUGGUGUCCGCUAUGUCACAGCAGAACCUCAGGAGAAGAGGCAGAUGCGGCUGAUGGUGGAUGGCAUCGGGCGCUUUGUCAGGUCUCUAAAGGUCGGCCUGCAGAUCUCCCUGGACUACUGGUGGUGCAGACACAUUGUUCUAGGAGGAGUGGAAGAGAACAGCCCGGAGUACUCAGAGGUGAUGUCUGCGUGUCACCAGCGAGCAGCUGAUGCCCUGUUGAUGGGGGCCAUCAGAAAUGGGGGCCUCUAUGUGAAGCUGGGCCAGGGGCUAUGCUCUUUCAACCACCUGCUGCCCCCUGAGUACAUCAGGACCCUUCGGGUGCUGGAGGACAAAGCCUUAAUACGGGGCUUCCAGGAGGUGGAAGAGCUGUUCCUGGAGGACUUCCAGGCACCACCCCACAAGCUCUUCAAGGAGUUUGAUUAUGAGCCCAUUGCCGCCGCUAGCCUGGCCCAGGUGCACCGUGCUUGGCUGCACGACGGCACAGCCGUGGCUGUGAAGGUGCAGUACAUUGACCUUCGGGACCGAUUUGACGGGGACAUCUACACCUUGGAGCUGCUGCUGCGACUGGUGGAACUCAUGCACCCCAGCUUUGGCUUUAGCUGGGUGCUCCAGGACCUGAAGGGGACCCUAGCCCAGGAGCUGGACUUUGAGAACGAGGGCCGGAAUGCUGAGCGCUGUGCACAGGAGCUGCAGCACUUCAGCUACAUCAUGGUCCCCCGGGUGUACUGGGCCCUGUCCAGCAAGCGUGUGUUGACGGCUGAAUUCUGCGAGGGCUGCAAGGUCAACGAUGUAGAGGCCAUCAAGUCCAUGGGGCUGGCAGUGCAGGACAUUGCAGAAAAGCUGAUCCAGGCUUUUGGGGAACAGAUAUUUUACACCGGCUUCAUCCACUCGGACCCUCACCCUGGCAAUGUUCUGGUGCGGAAAGGCCCAGAUGGGAAAGCACAGCUGGUGCUGCUGGAUCAUGGACUCUACCAGUACCUGGAUGAGAAGCAGCGGGCAGCCCUGUGCCAGCUGUGGAGGGCCAUCAUCCUAAGGGACGAUGCAGCCAUGAAGGCCAACGCAGCUGCACUUGGGGUGCAAGGUGAGGCAGGGUGGUGGCGUUGCUGGGUGGGGCGCAGCCUGACCCCACCCUCAGAUUACUUCCUGUUCUCGGAGGUGCUCAUGCAGAGGCCUGUGCGCCUGGGGCAGCUGUGGCGCUCACACCUGCUGAGCCACAAGGAGGCCGCCUACAUGCAGGAUAUGGCUCGCGAGCACUUUGAGGACAUCAUGGGAGUGCUCAAGGCCCUGCCGAGGCCCAUGCUGCUUGUGCUGCGCAACAUCAAUACCGUGCGCGCCAUCAACAGCACCCUGGGCUCCCCUGUGGACCGCUACUUUGUCAUGGGCAAGAGUGCUGUCAGGAGCUGGAGCCGCCUGAUGAGUACCGCAUACCAGAAUGUCUAUGGUGCCAGCCUCCUGCGCCACAUCAGGGUCUUCUGGGAGACGUUUAAGUUUGAAGUGGUCCUGAGGCUGGAGACUUUGUCCAUGCGUUUCACCACCUUCCUGAUUCGAGCCCUGGUCUACCUGGGAAUUGUGGAGGAGACCGAAGGACUGUACGAGUACCUGGAGGCCUGAGGAAGCUCAAGCCGCAGGACGCUGAGCUAUAGCCCAGGGCCAAGGACCACCCUGCCUCAGGCCCAUGGAGCUUCCAGGGCCAGAGAAGUGGAUGCCCCAGGACCUGGGGUGCUGGAGCAACUGUGGUCUGGAGUGGGGAGCAUGGUGCAGCUCUCCACACUCCCUGCAAUGACCACACACUCUCCUUAAAUCAGUCCAAAAAAUC